CCUCUCAGCUCAGAGAGAGCCCUGAGAGCCCACAAGAGCAACUGUUAGAGCAGAGAUAGAGACAAACAAAUAGAUCUCACUAACAGAAAAAUCACAUUAAAAAGUAAAACGUCAAUUCAAAACAACAUUCAUCCAAGAAGGUAAAACCUGAUUGGAUAAGUAAUUUAUUACAAAAAUCAAAAUUAAUCAACAGAUUAAUUUUGAUGAAUCUUAGGGAAUGAGUAUAAAGGAGACGUUUGAUUUUUUCUGAAAAGACAAGUGGAUCUUUACUCAGCUCUAAGAGAAACAAGGAAAACAACAGGACAACUGGAGAACAAGAGUCACGGAGUAAAGCAGAAAGCUGCAUCUUGCUCGGCAUCUGAAGAAGUGUGCUGCGCUCCCCGAGCAGGGCUAAGUGAUUCCUUCUACCUGCGAGGCACUGCUCUUCCAACGUGCGCCCAGCCUCCCUGCACUCAACACCAGCCACCAGCGCAGCCUCAGCCCUGCAGCUUCAGCACCAGCACAGGAUGGCUGCAGCCAAGACUGAGAUGAUUCUCCCAGCCCUGCAGAACUCAGAGCCUCUGAGCUUUCCUCACUCCCCCAUGGAUAACUACCCCAAGCUGGAGGAGGUGAUGAUGCUCAGCUCUGCAGGGACCCCAUUCCUGACUGCGUCCGCACCAGAAGGUGCCGGCUUUGGCUCUGGAGAGCCAGGAGACCAGUAUGACCACCUUGCUGGAGAUACGUUACCUGAUAUCCCCUUCAACUGUGAGAAGCCAGUGGUGGAGCAGACUUACCCCACCCAAAGGCUGCCACCCAUCUCUUACACAGGCCGCUUCACCCUUGAGCCCGCCACCACCUGCAGCAAUAGCCUCUGGGCGGAGCCCAUCUUGGGCCUGUUCACUGGGCUGAUGAGCAAUGUCGCUCCCAGCUCCAGCUCUUCCUCCGCAGCCUCACAGACCACCUCAUCCUCCUCUUCUUCAGUCCCAGCUUCCUCGUCUUCCUCGCCUUCUUCUACCUCCUCGUCCUCAUCUCAAAACUCCAGCCUCAGCUCUUCAAUUCACCACAGUGAGCCCAACCCAAUCUACUCAGCUGCCCCAACCUACUCAAGCCCCAACUCCGAUAUCUUCCCAGACCAGGGCCAGGCUUUUCCCAGUUCAGCUGGAACAGUGCAGUACCCACCCCCUGCUUAUCCCAAUGGUAAGACCUGCAGCACAAGCUUCCCUGUGCCCAUGAUUCCUGACUACCUCUUCCCUCAGCAGCAGGGAGAGAUCAGCCUGGUCCCCCCUGACCAAAAGCCCUUCCAGAGUCAGUCAAGCCAGCCCUCCCUCACUCCUCUGUCUACCAUCAAGGCUUUUGCCACCCAGACUGGUUCCCAGGACUUAAAAAGUGUCUACCAGUCCCAGUUAAUCAAGCCCAGCCGCAUGCGCAAGUACCCCACCCGGCCGAGCAAGACACCACCCCACGAAAGGCCGUACGCUUGCCCUGUGGAGACCUGCGAUCGACGCUUUUCACGGUCUGAUGAGCUGACACGUCACAUCCGCAUCCACACUGGUCAGAAACCCUUCCAGUGUCGCAUCUGCAUGCGUAACUUCAGCCGCAGCGAUCACUUGACAACACACAUCCGCACUCACACUGGUGAGAAGCCCUUCGCCUGCGAGAUAUGCGGACGCAAAUUUGCCCGCAGCGACGAGAGGAAAAGACACACAAAGAUCCAUCUACGGCAGAAGGACAAGAAAGCAGAGAAGGCGGGAGCAGUGGUGGUAACAGCAGCGCCGGUGUCAGCAGCUUCACCUCCUUCCAGCUACCCCUCUCCCAUCACUUCCUAUCCUUCUCCAGUGUCUUCAUACCCCUCUCCAGUCACCUCCUGCUACUCAUCUCCUAUCCACACUUCCUACCCAUCUCCUUCCGUCGCCACGACCUACCCAUCAGUGUCCAUGUCCAGCACCUUCCAAUCCCAAGUUGCCUCCUCCUUCCCCUCAUCAGUGGCAUCCAACAUCUACAGCUCCCCCGUCCCCACCCCGCUCUCAGACAUGCAGACCACCCUUUCCCCAAGGACAAUUGAGAUCUGCUAAGAAUAAGCAAAGAGAAGAACUUUUUGCGUCUCUCUACACCUCUCUUUCCUUAAGGUUUUUUGAGGGGAAAGAAAUAAGCAUCAAAAGGACUUUGUUUUUCCCCUCCAAAAAGCACUUUUCUGCUCCCUGUGCAGUGUAAGGUGAAUCUUGAGAUUUACCUGAAAGAGAGAAAAAGACACAUGUCAAGGACUGGGCAAAGACAACAGAAGAUGAAAAGGGAAUUUUUUUUUCUGUCUCUGUAAAACAAAUGCAGCACUUCAAGUGCAUUUGGGACUCUGGAGAUAGAGAAACUGGCAUUGGCGAGUCUCUGUUAAAGGUACACACAAAACCAAGAGACAAACAGACUGCCUGCAGUUGCAGUUGCAGUCCUGAGGCAUGCUCGUCCUUGCAGGCAGUCGUACAGUACAAAAGACAUUGAAUGAUAUACAUAAGCUAUCAUAUAUGUAUAUUGUACAUGUGCCAUGUUUCGUUUUUAUCAUUCUUUGGUACCACUGAUGUGAACAGUUGUUUGCAUAUUUGCAUUGUAUUAUUUGAAGUGAGCAGGGCCAUAUUUUCUACAUACUUUCUCUAUUAUGUAGUGAUGAUGCUGUGAUACGUUUCGACAUUGUUUGAAAAAAAAAAAGCACUUAAGUAUUCAAGCAUGAGUAAGAGUGAUGUUAGUUUCUGUUUGUAAAUAUCAUCCACUGGUACUAUCUCUUUCUCUCUUUCUCACAUGUGACAUAUCACUCAGUUAUAUGGAAAAAGAGAAAAAAG
This is a messenger RNA of Archocentrus centrarchus (flier cichlid), 2804 nucleotides long. It is a transcript of the gene egr1, whose product is annotated as early growth response 1. The coding region runs from base 507 to 2051 and encodes 514 amino acids. The record is from RefSeq and is a predicted model, not a curated record. NCBI's taxonomy places the organism in Eukaryota, Metazoa, Chordata, Actinopteri, Cichliformes, Cichlidae. Gene Ontology annotation, biological process: regulation of transcription by RNA polymerase II. Gene Ontology annotation, molecular function: DNA-binding transcription factor activity, RNA polymerase II-specific; RNA polymerase II cis-regulatory region sequence-specific DNA binding. The transcript has 2 exons.